UCAGCCAAUGGCGUUUCGAUAAAGGUGGAGCCCACCCUCGCGGGCGGUCACAACCCUACCUCUACUGAAUAUUUAUGAGGGAGGCGGGUCAUUGUCGCUGCAUGCCGCGGGUCGUCGUUGCUGCUAGUCGCGGCCGUCGCCAUGAAGCUCAACGUGGACGGGCUGCUGGUCUACUUCCCCUACGACUACAUCUACCCGGAGCAGUUCUCCUACAUGCUGGAGCUCAAACGCACGCUGGACGCCAAGGGCCAUGGAGUUCUGGAGAUGCCCUCGGGCACUGGGAAGACCGUGUCCCUGUUGGCUCUGAUCAUGGCCUAUCAGCGGGCCUAUCCACUGGAGGUGACCAAACUCAUCUACUGCUCCAGGACGGUGCCAGAGAUCGAGAAGGUGAUUGAAGAACUGCGCAAGCUGCUCAACUUCUACGAGAAGCAGGACGGUGAGAAGCUGCCGUUUUUGGGACUGGCUCUGAGCUCCCGCAAGAACCUGUGCAUUCACCCUGAGGUGACACCCCUGCGCUUCGGGAAGGACGUGGAUGGGAAGUGCCACAGCCUCACGGCCUCCUACGUGCGGGUGCAGUACCAGCAGGACAGCAGCCUGCCUCACUGCCGCUUCUACGAGGAGUUCGACGCCCACGGGCGCCAGGUGCCCCUCCCCAUGGGCAUCUACAACCUGGAUGACCUGAAGGCCCUGGGGCGGCGGCAGGGCUGGUGCCCGUACUUCCUGGCCCGGUACUCGAUCCUGCACGCCAACGUGGUGGUUUACAGCUACCACUACCUCCUGGACCCCAAGAUUGCAGACCUGGUGUCCAAGGAGCUGGCCCGCAAGGCCGUUGUGGUCUUCGACGAGGCCCACAACAUUGACAACGUCUGCAUCGACUCCAUGAGCGUCAACCUCACCCGCAGGACCCUGGACCGGUGCCAGGCCAACCUGGAGACCUUGCAGAAGACGGUGCUCAGGAUCAAGGAGACAGACGAGCAGCGGCUGCGGGAGGAGUACCGGCGCCUGGUCGAGGGGCUGCGGGAGGCCAGCGCUGCCCGGGAGACCGACGCCCACCUGGCCAACCCGGUGCUGCCCGAGGGCUUCCUGCGGCGGCUGCUGGAGUUCGUCAAGUGGCGGCUGCGCGUGCAGCACGUGGUGCAGGAGAGCCCCCCCGCCUUCCUGAGCAGCCUGGCCCAGCGCGUGUGCAUCCAGCGCAAGCCCCUCAGAUUCUGUGCCGAACGCCUCCGCUCCCUCCUGCACACCCUGGAGAUCGCUGACCUGGCCGACUUCUCGCCGCUCACCCUCCUUGCUAACUUCGCCACCCUUGUCAGCACCUACGCCAAGGGUUUCACCAUCAUCAUCGAACCCUUUGACGACAGGACCCCAACCAUCGCCAACCCCAUCCUGCACUUCAGCUGCAUGGACGCCUCGCUGGCCAUCAAGCCGGUGUUUAGUCGCUUCCAGUCUGUCAUCAUCACAUCUGGGACGCUGUCCCCACUGGACAUCUACCCCAAGAUCUUGGACUUCCACCCCGUCACUAUGGCCACCUUCACCAUGACGCUGGCCCGGGUCUGCCUUUGCCCCAUGAUCAUCGGCCGUGGCAAUGACCAGGUGGCCAUCAGCUCCAAGUUUGAGACCCGGGAAGACAUUGCCGUGAUCCGUAACUAUGGGAACCUCCUGCUGGAGAUGUCCGCUGUGGUCCCUGAUGGCAUAGUGGCCUUCUUCACCAGCUACCAGUACAUGGAGAGCACCGUGGCCUCCUGGUAUGAGCAGGGCAUCCUUGAAAACAUCCAGAGGAAUAAGCUGCUCUUUAUAGAGACCCAGGACGGGGCUGAGACCAGUGUGGCCCUAGAGAAGUACCAGGAGGCCUGCGAGAACGGCCGGGGGGCCAUCCUGCUCUCAGUGGCCCGGGGCAAAGUGUCCGAGGGAAUCGACUUUGUGCACCACUACGGGCGCGCCGUCAUCAUGUUCGGAGUCCCCUACGUCUACACCCAGAGCCGCAUUCUCAAGGCGCGGCUGGAAUACCUGCGGGACCAGUUCCAGAUCCGCGAGAAUGACUUCCUCACCUUCGACGCCAUGCGCCACGCGGCCCAGUGCGUGGGGCGAGCCAUCAGGGGCAAGACAGACUACGGCCUCAUGGUCUUCGCCGAUAAGCGCUUCGCCCGGGCCGACAAGCGGGGGAAGCUGCCCCGCUGGAUCCAGGAGCAUCUGACAGAUGCCAACCUCAACCUGACCGUGGACGAGGGCGUCCAGGUGGCCAAGUACUUCCUGAGGCAGAUGGCACAGCCCUUCCACCGGGAGGACCAGCUGGGCCUGUCCCUGCUCAGCCUGGAGCAACUGGAGUCGGAGGAGACAUUGCGCAGGAUCGAGCAGAUAGCGCAGCAGCUGUGACUCCGGGGUGGAGCCGUGGCAUGGUGGCUGUGACAGGGCCAUAAACGCACUCUGACUCCCGUGUCUGCCGGCCCCGUCCCAGCUGGUGGCGGGCCCCGGGGAAGGGCCUGCAGAGAGCUGCGACAGAUUUCCUCACGGCCAAACCCACAGCCUUUAAUACAGCAGGGGAGGGCAGCAGGGAGGCCCAGCCCCCCGGGGGCCCCCUUCCCUCUGCCCGCCCCACCCUUCCUGAAAAGCUGUGUC
Molecule: messenger RNA, 2613 nt
Organism: Tupaia belangeri chinensis (Chinese tree shrew)
Lineage: Eukaryota; Metazoa; Chordata; Mammalia; Scandentia; Tupaiidae
Gene: ERCC2
Product: ERCC excision repair 2, TFIIH core complex helicase subunit
Biological process (GO): nucleotide-excision repair; positive regulation of mitotic recombination; transcription by RNA polymerase II
Cellular component (GO): nucleus
Molecular function (GO): ATP binding; hydrolase activity, acting on acid anhydrides, in phosphorus-containing anhydrides; damaged DNA binding
Source: RefSeq, a predicted model, not a curated record